UUCGUACUGAACUGUGGGAUAUCCAAGAUGGCAGCGCCCAUGUGAAAUCACGUCGCUCGGACCAAGAGAAAAAGCUUAGACGGAUUUAAUCGAAAACUCCGGCCCAAACUCCUGCCACAAACAGAGGAAGGUGUUCAGUCAAGUUAUUAUACAUCAUCAUGCUGUUGUCAAAAAUAUCAAGAGCUGCACUCGGCCAAACUGCCAGAGUUCUGAGCAGAGAUUACAGCCAGCACUCACGUCCAUUCCUCGUACAGUCCCACAUUCUGUACCAACACCAGGGGGCAUCAUCCUCUCACAGGUGCAGACUGCAUUCAUGGAAAGAGUCUUGCCCACAGCAGUCGACUUCUUGUCUUCUACCUAGAUGUUAUAGUUCCAAGUCCACAGAUGGUAUGAAUGGUAGUGACAAAAUAUGCCAGACAGAAAAAGCAGCAAGCAAAGAUACAACUACGUCUGACAGUCCUUCCUGUACUUCACAAAGUGGCCCUGUUUCUAGUGUAGAAAAUGUACACGAUGACAAUGAUGUUGUGGAGAGCGUGGAUGUGCUAGCUCCCCGAGCUCCUGAGAUCUUCAGGGAACUGUCGGAGCUGGACAGUCUGGACCUCAGUCAGGAGGAGAAGGAGUGGAAGAGGGCACAGCUGGAGCUGGAGCUCAUGUUUGAGAGGUAUGAUGUAGAAAAAGUGACCAUCACCGAUCGCCAUAUUGAGCAGUUUAUGGGUCUUCACACCAAUAAGGCCAGACAGAAAUUUGUCAACUACAUGAUCAAAACUGAAUACAAGAAGAGAAGUUUUGCAGAGAAGAAGGCAGCCAAACAACAGCGUAGGAAGGAGCUGCUGGAAGGAGCCCCGCCCAGAAGUACCACCUUCCAGCCCAUGAUCUGGGGCAGGAAAAUGGACGUGUUCCAUGGCUGGAACCAGGCCAGGAACAUGAUGUUUGGCUCUGAUCUGGUGUUUGACUUCAGCUAUGAAGAUGAGAUGCAGUUCAGGGAAAAGAUCAACCUGUGUGACCAACUGAACGAAGCGUGGGGAGCCAACCAAAAGGACACAGAACCAUUCCACGUGCACCUUGUAAACUUCUGCCCCGACGGACAGACCUACAAGGAGCUGGGUCGCAGCCGUGGGUACGAUGAAGACUUUGCUGAUAAGAUGUUAGGGACGGUUACAGAGAAGUCUUAUCUGGACUUGUUUCCUAAGGAGAAACUGGUGUACCUCACGGCAGACUCACCCCACGAGCUCAGAAAGUUUGACCCUGACAAAGUCUACAUUGUUGGCGCCCUCGUGGACAGGAAUCUCACCACAAACCUGUCUUACGCCAAGGUGAAACGUGAGGGUAUAGCCAGCGCUGCCCUCCCCCUGGACAGGUACCUGUGGUGGGGGCUGGGUGACAAAGUCCUCACCUUAGACCAGAUCAUGAAGAUCAUGCUGACACUGAAACGUACCAACGAUUUUGAGGCUGCACUCAGGCACGUGCCCACCCGCAAACACCACGGGCUGAGAAGUGAGCUGGCAAAGAAGAACAUCCGCCCAGGGAUGGGCGGGAACAAGUUUCAGUAUCAAAGGAGAGGACAGCAGAUGAGACAUGUGAGGGAACAGCAGGAUUCCUUCCCUAGAGUCGACAGAAGAAAAGCAAAGGCUUGGUUUGAUGAUUAAAGUCACUAGAUACAUGAUACAGAUGAUUAAAAACUACAAGAGAUAAAGAAAAAUGCCCAUCAGGGAAAAACAGAUCUGUCAUCCCCAAAAAAGCACUCUGUACAGAAGAGAAGAAAAUCUAAGAAAUUGAAAAUUUCACUGUGCAAUUAAAACCUAAUUAGACCAGUAUAAUGCUGACCAUGUUAUGAGAUGGAAAAUUUUAAUGGCAGGAUUUUUUGUCACCAUUUUCCCAGACUGAGCAUUGGACUUGUUACACAUGUAGGAGGUGAUCUAGAGGCAGGAAAAUACACGUUAAAUACUAAGUAUGUUAAACAAGUCUCCUUAUAGAGAUUUUAGAGAUGAUGUGUCAUGAGAUUUAUUUUCUAUGUAAUGUUGGCAUAAAUUUGUGUAGCAUUAGAUGUUUCUUCAUUUACACUAUAAAUGACAUAUUUUAUUUCAUUUAUUUGCAAAUGUUUCAGUACAUUACACUGACUUUCAGGCAGCAUGGUUGACUAGGUUUUUAGAGUCAACAAUUAUAGUGACAAAUUACAACAAAUGAGCAGUCAUCGAAUAUCAAAUUUUAGUGUAAAAGUGAGUUACAAACUAUCUGUUACAAAGCUGUUCGAUUCAUCACAAUGAUUAUUACAAGGUACAGUCAGUACUAUCGUAACCCUCGUCUCCUUAAUCUUUACCUUUCAGAAAUACCGCAUGGGAUGGCAGACUUCAUCCUCUUAGAAUGUAAAUACCCUGUAGCCGAAAUUCACAGCAGAAACGGACACACAGUCAGACAAGCCAAAACAAUUAUUCACAUCCCUGUUGGUGAAUUAAAAUUAAGCGUUCAAUUUGCUACCCUAACGUGAAUUUUUUAAUGACAGUCUUCUUGCCACAGCUUCAUGUACUUAUUAUUAGCCACAGCGUAGGGUAUCCUCCAAAGAUACAUGUUGAGUGAUAAGCAGUGUCCUAAUCAAACCUACGCGAAAGCGCGUACACAUGUUGCUUGCAGUGUUUGUCUAAUUUACAGCUCGACAUGAAUUGUAUAUUUAUAUCGCCGAAAACUGCGAGUCGAGGGAAACUGCGCACGAGCAGUUUAUUGCGCCGUCGAAAAAUACAACUAAUUAAGCAGUCGCCGACCGAGAGGCACAAGAGGCGGCAGCCGUCUCCGUGGUCUGUCUGAGGGCUGUGCGCACAUGCCGUCCAAAUGUGAGGCAGGAGAGGUACACACGGUUGUGUCAGACAGUGUGCACAACGCCUACGCAACACUUGGGAGGCCAUCAUGGCUGAAUCCCCGCUCUCCGUGUGACUUCCUUCUUCAGCUAC
Molecule: messenger RNA, 2942 nt
Organism: Branchiostoma belcheri (Belcher's lancelet)
Lineage: Eukaryota; Metazoa; Chordata; Leptocardii; Amphioxiformes; Branchiostomatidae
Product: mitochondrial ribonuclease P protein 1-like
Exons: 5
Coding region: 159-1646 (495 amino acids)
Biological process (GO): mitochondrial tRNA 5'-end processing; positive regulation of mitochondrial translation
Cellular component (GO): nucleoplasm; mitochondrion; nucleus
Molecular function (GO): tRNA binding
Source: RefSeq, a predicted model, not a curated record